This is a messenger RNA of Fusarium tjaetaba, 1686 nucleotides long. RefSeq lists its product as uncharacterized. The record is from RefSeq and is a predicted model, not a curated record. Lineage: Eukaryota; Fungi; Ascomycota; Sordariomycetes; Hypocreales; Nectriaceae. The transcript is spliced from 7 exons. Bases 1 to 1686 code for a protein of 561 amino acids.
AUGAAUCAGCGUCGUUAUGAGCAACCAUCAUCAUCAAACAGCGGGCCAGAAGGCCUUUCCGAUAUUGCAUCAGGUGGCCCCCCUGUACCAUCCAUGAUCGUAUUCGAGGUGAGAAAAGAGGAUACGGCUCGGGCAGAACAAUUGCCUCAACACUUUACUUCUUUGAUCAAAGACCUGUCUCGGGAGGAUGGCCAGCUCAGAGCUCGCAGGAGGCUACGGGGGCUCGACAAUCCCAGGGAUGUCCACCGACAAUUGUCAAAGCUUGAGAAAAUCGACCUGAUCCAAUGGCCAUCCCAACAUUCCGCCUUGGUCCCUUGGCAGCAACUAGUUAUUAUCGCUGCUACUAUAGUUGACAAACAUCUUGGUCACCAAGAGAUUGCUGUAUCAACAAUCACUCGGCUUCAUGGGAAAAAGGUAUCUCAAGAUCUGAUUAAUAAGGAUGAACGGGCGGUACGCGAAAUAAUCCAGUUGAUAGACCAUCUGUAUUUACAAUGGGAGGACCUUGCUCUCGAGCUUCUCAUGCUUCUAGUUCUUCUGCUGCGGCCAAAGUAUAAGCUAUCAGAUAUUCAAGAUGCUUUGGAGACAACUAUUCUCAACCAAGAUGCUUGCGAUAUCUUCUGGGAGACAUCCCAUGGGCUUCCCCUGGGAUACGACCCAAUUAGAGAUGCAUGGACUGAACCUAGGCCAUUACCAUCAACUGACCUUGAUUUGUCAGAAUUUAUCGACUACAAACGGAACUACCCUGCCAAAGUCAAUACACCAAUUUCUGGCUUCAAGGCAUUUGAAACAUCGCUUGAUUUGCAACGGGAGGUAGCAUACGUCAACCAAAACCAGUCGGGAUAUUCACCUACAAAUGACUAUAUUUUCUCUUAUGAAUGGGAUGAGGGCAUCCAUGGACGCGCGAUGCAGCAGGUGUUGCACGACUUGGCAAAAUCCGAAUUCAUCCAAGCUGAAGAGACGUACGUCCAGAAGCUCUCUAUCUCAGUCGCAUCAUCAAGCAUCUAUGUCCCGAAAGGUCACCUCCAGAUCAUAGUUCCAGUAGAGGCAUCACAAGAGCCAGUUUCAUUUCAUGCUUCAAGUCUUCUUAAUUCUCACCACAUCUUCCUUCACCCCUACAAUCUGAUCAGCAGCAAUCGGCCCUGGUCUUGGGGCAGUGGCAACUUACUAUUCUCUACCCUCGUAUACUUACCCGUUCUCAAGGAAUUGCCCUGCUACAUCGUCAAGAAUGCUAUCCUCCAGAUAGAGGCAUCGGAGGUGCUAAACAGCGUCCACAAUGCCGAGUCCACCCAGAAAUUCAGCUCAAAAUCCCUGCAGCGACUGAAAACGCUCCUCAGCAGCUUCAUCAAGGGUGUUGCAAGCGAAAGGAUCAGAGACCUUGAAGAUUCGGACCCCGAGCUCGUUAUUGUUUACGGCCUGUGUAUGACGACCAGGGAAAUCGACAGGAUGAAGGACGAGUUGUGGAAUGAGGUUAAAAGGCAAGCCCGUCUUGUCGCUUCACACCUAGCCCGAUACCUCGCACUUAACGCUCAAAUUGCGCACACUAUAAACAUCUCAUCUAAUACCAAGUUCCAAAAAGCUUUUGAAAAUCUACAGAAAGAUCACAGCUUGUUCAACGCGAUCCCCGCCAUCAUCAUUGACCAACAAGGAUACUUCCACUAUAUCGCCCCUCAGAUCCCUCAGUUAUAG